Molecule: messenger RNA, 5109 nt
Organism: Paramecium pentaurelia
Lineage: Eukaryota; Ciliophora; Oligohymenophorea; Peniculida; Parameciidae
Source: the annotation of a GenBank genome assembly
AUGCUAUUUCAAAUAUAUGCAAGACCACUUUUUUUAUUUAACAAAUUCUUUUAGAAUAUCAAGUAUUAGAUUUAAUUAUUAAUAGCCUUGACUUUCAUUAUAAUAAUAGUGAAAUAUGGUCAGAAAUUUUCUUGAUUUUAAUGUUGGCUAUACAAUUAUUAUAUUUUUUAUGUUUUAUCCAUCUUUAUUAUUGUUAAAGAGUCAAAGUUAAGAAAUAGCUGUUAAGGAAAUAGUUUUAGUCAUUUUAAUAAAAUGAGUAAGAAGUAAUAAUCUUUUUAUUUUAGAACGAAUCAAAUAACAUACUCAACUUGAAAUAAGCAUCUUAAUAUUAUAUAUCAUUUGGAACAAAGAUUUACAAAUAAUUGUUUCAUUAUCCAAUUAUUCAAUUAGGCUUAAGAAAGAUAUUCACAUUAUCAAACUAAAGUAAAUAUUAGAAUAUGAAUUUAGAUACUGAUUUAAAUUCUUAUUAAAUUUUAGUAUUAAUCAUCACCUACUUUGUAAUCUCACUUAAUAUCUUAUUCUAUAUACUGAAUGAGACUCAUAAUGUCUAAUUCUCAUUCAAAAAGAUAGAUUUUCUAUCUCGUUUUUAUUCAUAUCACACUAUACUAUAAUCAUAAACAAUAGAAAUUAUGAUUUUUGUAGUUUCUAUUUUAGAUAAUUUAGAAAUUGAUGAAAUGAUAAUUGUGAUAACAUAAAUAAUCCUACUUAUUUUAAUUUUAAUAUUAUCUUAUAGUAAUCCAUAAUAUUAAGAAGAAUUAGUUAAUAAAAUUUAAAUAUAAUCUUAUUCACUUUAUUUAUCAAUUAUUUUAUGUAUACUCAUUUUUGCAGGUGGAUUACACCAAGAUUUUUCAGAAUUGAUAUUGAUUAUAUUACCAUUAGUAUUUUAGAUUUCUAAUUUAAUACUUAGAAGAUAAGAAAAUAAAACUUAAACUUUAAGUUAUGAAAAUAAGAAUUUUGAUAGUUUAAUGAUGAAUAUAUAUAAUUAAUGUUAAGAAGCAUUAGGUAGAAAUGGAAUUUUAUUAAAUGAAAUUAAAUAUUAAUUGCCAAGUAACUUAAAUCUUUAUUCAUUUUCAACUAAUCAUCUAAUUAAUUGUGAAAAUACAAUAAGUUGUUUUUGUCGUUGUUACAAAUAAUAAGAUGAUCGUUUUAUCUCUCGAUUAUAAUUUAAAUAAUAUGUAAAAGAAUUAAUAAGAUAUCAUUAUGAAUUAAAAUUAUUAAGUUUGAAUAAAAACAAUUCUUAAUUAUAUCUCAAAAGUUACUUUUAUUAUAUCUUAUAUAUAUCAAAAGUAAUAAAAUAACCUACUAAAGCAUUUCAUGAAAUAAUCAAAUUGAAGAAUAAUAUGUAUUCUGGUAUGAAUCUAUUAGAUUAAAUGUUUACAAAUUCAAUUGAAAAUCUUGUUAAAAAUGAUUUUUUAAUGAUGAUAGAAAAUAAAAACAUUACUAAUCAAAAAUAUGAUUGCUUUAAAGUCUUUAAUUACAUUAAAUCUAUAAAUAUAUGGAAAGAAAAGUUUGGUCAAAUCUUAUAAAUGUAAAAAUAAUGGUAUAUAACUCUAUUAAAUAAAAAUCUUACAUAACUUAUAAUUGAUGGUAUUAACUUAUAAAAUUUAAUAUCAGAUCAAGAACAAUAAUUAAAAUUACUUUUUAAUUAAAAUCCACUAUCUUAAUAAUGUCAUAUUUUAAUAAAUUUAUUUUAUAAGUACAUUAAUUUCAAUAAAAGAAAAAUUGAAAUUCCUGCAAUAGAUUCUUUAUUUGCUUAUAAAUUUUAAAAUUCAAUAAAUGGAAUUCUAUUUCAUAAAGAAGCUGCUCUUGUCUAUUUAACAUUAUUAAAUACUAAAGGUAUCAUUAAAAACUACACUAAAACAUUUAGAGAUGCUCUAUGUACAAUAGAUAGUGAAAUAAUGAAUAAUUCUAUCAAUAAUUUCAUUCCUGAUAUUAUAGCAGAAGUACAUGAUUAAUAUUUAGAUAACUUUGUUGAGAGAGGAAGAAUCAAUAUAAUGAAAUCAGACAGAAGAUUUCUAUUAGUCAAAAAUAAAUUAGGAUUUAUAUUUCCUAUUAUAGCAAAAGUUAGAUUGGAAACAGAUUUGGGAUCAGAUUUUGGUUCAUCUGCUCUUAUACUUCCUACUUAUUAAAAUUAUCAUUAUAUUAUGUUGAAUAAAUAUGGUUUAGUGGAAGAGAUAAGUGAUAAGUUAUAUAAUGAAGUUAUAUUACCCAUACUUUGUAUUGAUUUAAAAGAUAUCAAAUCUUUGGAUUGUCUUAAAUUAAUACCAAAAUUAAUUAAAAGUUGGAAAUCACUUAAUUAGAUGAAUAUCUUGGAAUAAGAUCUUAAAGAACCAACUCAAUCAUAUAUUGUGAUUCCAAAGAAGAGAAAAAAAUAAUAAAUACUUUUAUAAUCUUCAUUAUCAGAUAAAAAUAAAACUAUUUAUGAAUUCUUAAAAGCUUAAGAUUUAGUUAAUGAAAAAUACUUUGAUAACUUCAAAUAAAUGUAUAUGUUUCGAAUUACAUUCAAAAUUAUUGAGUUUUAUACAUUUUAGGAGACGUAAAAUAACAUUUUUUAUUUUUAGGAUUUAUUGUAUUGAAAUUUAAACUAUUAAACCUGUUCGUGAAUCAUAAAGAAUUGAAAUAUUUGAAAAAUUAAUUGAAAAAUCAGAUUAUGUAAAUUUGAGUAGAAAAAUAAUUAAAAUAAGUUAAGAUAAAAUGGAUUUUAAGAAAUUAAAAAGUAAAAAGUUAGAAAUAACUAAUUAAAAGGAAUCACUUGGUUUCAUAUCUUAUUAACCUGAAUAAUAGACAAUUUAUAAUUUAGAUACAUAAAAAUUAAUUGAAGAUGAUUAUAUGAUUAGAUAAAAGGAAAUGUAAAUUCAUUUAACUAAUCCUCUUUAUAUCUUAGAAGUAAAUAUUAAAUUAAUAUAAGAUAGAAGAAUGUUAAAAUUUAAUUAGUUAACCAAAUAGUUAAGAUAAGAGAAUAUAAGAUCAAUAAACAUUUAGAAUGAAAUCUUCAAUUGGACCUAGUUUUGGUGCUUUAAAUCAUUUUGGUAGUAAUUUCUCAAAUGGGAUUAGUUAAGUCUUUGGUUCUGAUUAAAAUAAAUUAAUAGUGCAUUCAAGUGCAAUAUUGGAAGCAUUAAAUGAAAAUAAAGAAUCUGUUAAAUCAAAGAAUUCUGAUGAAAUCAUAGGAUCAAUUGAUAAUUUUUUAUUUGAUGGAGAUUAAAUGAAUUCUAUAUCUUCAUCAUAAAUUAGUGAUAUAAAAGUCAAGAAAACAUAAUUGAAACAUAAUUUAUUUGAUGAAUAAACUAAAUAACAUUUAAUUAUACGCAUAAUAAAUUUAAUUACAUUUACUUUGCUUAUAAUAUUAAACAUUUACUACUAUUAUAUUUUGAAUUAAGAAAAUAAGGUAAUAUAUAAUAAUUUUUAUAUAUUAUAGAUUAUUGAUUCAGCACUAGAAACAUAUAGAUUAUCUAACAAUUUUUAAGUAUAGCUUAAUAAUUUUAUUUUGACAUUCAAUUAUUCUAAUACAAAUAGAUUUAAUCAUUAUCAAUAUAUGAAAUUUUGUGCUAGUCGUUUUUAGAAUGAUAUAUCUAAACUCUAAUAUUAUUCACCAAAUAUUGAAUAGAAUACAAGUAAUAAAUUAAUUAUAAUUUAGUUUAAUAUCUUUAAAUAAGUGAAUUUGAAAAUAUAACAAAUUUAAGUUUGUUUUAUUCAUUGGGAUAUUUUUCUUAAUAUUUAUUAUCUUAAUCAAAUUGUUCAAAUUAAGAAUAUUUUUUAGAAUUUAUAGCUAGAAAUUUCAUUACAAUAAUUUCUUCAAAUUCUGCAUUUAAUUCAACAGUAAUUAAAGAUAGUGUAGAUUAAUUUAUGAAUGCAUAACAAUCAACAAAAUUAUCAUUUUAUUUUACUUUGAUAUCACUUUGUUUUGCAUUUUUGUUUUACUUCAUUCUUUUAAUAAUUAUUAGCAAAGCAAAAUAAAAGAUAAUUAAAUUAUUUAAUACUAUUUCAAAAUCUCAAUUAAAUUGUUUAAUUGAAUAAAUUUCAAUAGUUGUACAUUAUUUAGAUAAGAUUGAUUUUAUAAAUGAAGAAACUACUGAACAUCAAUUUGAAUAAAUAAAGUCAAAAAUUGCAUCUACUCCAAGAAUAAAAAUUAAAACUCCUUAAAAAAGAUAAUCUUUAAAAAUCAAAUAAAAUAAAUCUAAAGAAAACAGUAAAAGUAUUUUUUUAUUUUAGAUUCUAGCUGCUUUUAUUUAUUUUAUUUACUCUUUGUUUUUAUUAUUCAGUUACUUUAUUAUUUCAUCUUAAUACAUAGGUUCUCAAAUUUACUAAAAUUCAUUUGAAGCAGAGACAAUAUAUUCUUUCAAAUAAUUACUACUCUAUAAAUCAUCCCAAUCAUAUUUAUUAUAACAAAAAAGUUUUUAGAAAUUAUUAAUUAAAUAUGUUUAGAUAGGAAGGGAAGAGAUGUUAUUUUUAAAUGAAUGUAAAAUUAAUUAUAUAUAAUGAAUAGGGGAAGAAGCAUUAAAAUUUAUGGAAGAAUAAUUAAAUGUUCUUUAGGGUUUUAUUUAAAGAUUGAAUGAUUAAAAAUCAUUUUCAAAUGUAAUCUUUACAAAUACAAUAAAGAAGAAUGCUUGUUAAGCUUUUUAAUUUACUAUUGUGAAUACUACAGAAGAUAGCUAAUUUUUUAAUGAGAAUAUCUGUAAAAAUCUUGAUAGUCUAGCAUCAGGAUUAACAAUUUAAUUAGUUGCUAUAUAAUAAAGUUUUUAAUAAUUCUAUUCAAUGAAUAAACUUAAUAAUAAACAAUUUAAAUCUUAUUUGUCUAAUAUGGAUACUAAUUAAACUUUAGAAAAUGAUAUCAUAAGUGUGCUUUACACAUCUCAUGUUUUAAGUUUGCUGCAUGAUUUCGUGGCUCAUGAAGCUUAAUAAGAAUUAUCUUUGAAUUAUUUAGUGCAUACUAUCAGAUUCAUAUUUGGAUUAAUACUUUAUAUUAUUUUAAUUAUUAUAAGUAAUAAAAAUAUAGGGUUGUACUUACAUAAAGAAUUGAUUAGAACAAAAUAAUUAUUUUUAUUGAUACCCUUGGAAGUAUUAUGUGAAAAUGCAAAUAUUUUAUAGCAAUUAAUAAGAAAUUAGAAAUGA